This is a messenger RNA of Anolis carolinensis (green anole), 2866 nucleotides long. Its product is annotated as nephrocan. Lineage: Eukaryota; Metazoa; Chordata; Lepidosauria; Squamata; Anolidae. Gene Ontology annotation, molecular function: protein binding. Bases 922 to 2403 code for a protein of 493 amino acids. The record is from RefSeq and is a predicted model, not a curated record. The transcript has 4 exons.
GUCUGUGGAAUGUCCAGGGUGGAAGAAAGAACUUUUGUCUGUGUGUGAAUGUUGCAAUUGGCCACCUUGAUUAGCCUUGCAGCUUCAAAGCCCGGCUGCUUCCUGCCUGGGGGGAAUCCUUUGUUGGGCGGUGUUAGCUGGCCCUGAUUGAUUCAUGUCUGAAAUUCCCGUUUUCAGAGUGCUGUUCUUUAUUUACUGUCCUGAUUUUACAGAUUUUUUUAAAAUACUGGUAGCCAGACUUUGUUCAUUUUCAUGGUUUCCUCCUUUCUGUUGAAAUUGUCCACAAGCUUGUGGAUUUCAAUUGCUUCUCUGUGUAGCCUGACAUGGUGGUUGUUAGAGUGGUCCAGAACACAGAAAUGCUGGACCACUUGGUUUUUUACAGCAGUGGAUCUCCAGAUAUUUUGGACCUCAGCUCCCAGAAACCCCAGCUACCAUAGCUUGUUGUCAGGAAUUAUGAAGAAUGAAGUCCUAAACAUCUAGAGGACCAAGGGUUGAGAACCACUGUUCUCCAACAUUAUCUAAGUGGGGCCCAUUCAGAAUUCUCCAUUUGGUCACAGACUUCUGGACAAGCUGUUGACCAAAGUCAGUUCCAAACGUGAUUCACUUGUGACGGCUACUCUGAUUACCUAGAGCUUUGAAAAGUUAGACUAGGGUAACUUAAGUAUUCUAGGACUUGAUUAAAAAAAAAACCCAAACAUUGCUAUUUACAGGCACAGAUGUAAUGUAUGGUUCAUCUAUAAACCUACAAUCUGGGCCAGGCUACAUGAAAGACAGCAUUCAUUCAUACAAACCUGGUCAGAUUUUGAUUCCAGUAGGAUGUGGCCAUUGUCUGAGACCCACCAGCAUGAGAGGAGCAGUUAUUGGGGAAGAGUGGACCAUCUCACAAUGGCCAUUCCCUGCUGAAAGAGGGCUGUCACCCCCAUGUGCCCAAGAAAAUGCAGCUGUGAUUUGUCAAGGAGGGUACAGUGCUACCAAGUUGGAGAAAUUCCUAGAGAGAUUGCAUCGACUUCCAGAAGAAUCCAUAUCAGCCACAGCAAAAUAAAAACGCUCCAGGUCACUGAUUUCCAAAAAAUGUCUUCCCUUGAAGAAUUUGUCCUGACUUGCAGUGGAACAGAAUCAGUGGAAAUUAACACUUUCAAAAAUUUAGAUACUUUAAGAAUCCUGGAAUUGUGGAAAAACAAGCUGAGGAACAUACCAUCCUCACUCCCAGAGAACCUUGAAGUGCUGAAACUUGGCGAUAAUUUAAUAAGUGCUUUACAUGAAUCUGACUUCGAAGGUUUAAAGAACUUAAGGGUCCUUGAUAUACAAAGCAAUUUGAUUGUAGUUCUUUCUUUUAUUACUUUUUCCUCUCUCAACAGUUUACAGAGUUUGACUUUGGAUGGGAACAAUAUGGAAUCCGUGACUGGACCUGUCCAUCUCCCCAAUUUAAAGUAUCUGAGCAUGGAAAAAAAUAAGUUGCAAUCUUUAUCUGGAAGCUUUUUCACAUCUCUUCAAAAUUUAUUGUUUCUCAAUUUAAAUGGUAAUUUACUGACUGACAUGCCCCCAGAACUACCCAGAUCUUUACUGUCAUUGAAGUUAGAGAGAAAUCAACUCAAAAUGAUGAGAUCUGAAGAUGUGAAACAACUGGCAAAUUUGUCACAGCUUUUCUUAUCUGAAAACCAGAUUUCAUCAGUUGAUGGUGUACAACAUCUUUCCAGUUUAACAAGGUUGGAGAUAGCUGGGAAUAAACUCCAAACAAUACCAGUCAGGCUGCCAAUCACUUUGCAGAAAAUCGAUUGCAGUAAUAAUCUGAUUGGGAAAAUUCAAGCACAAGAAUUCCAUAAUCUUCAAGACCUCAAGCAUUUGUUCCUUGACAACAAUGUUGUUGCAACAUUUGAAGAUGGGGCACUUCUAAAAUGCACAGUACUGUCUAAUCUAGCACUUGAACAAAACUUGCUUCAUUCUAUUCCACUACGCCUUCCACAAACACUAGCCAGAUUGGAUCUGAAAGGAAACAGCAUAGAAAGAAUUAAAGAGCAGGAACUGUCCCAGCUUCAGCACCUACAGGUUUUGAAUCUACGGAACAACAAGUUAUCCACCCUAGAUUAUGGUUUUGUGAAACAUUUGCCUCGUCUCCGAUACUUGUAUCUGGAUGGCAACCCCUGGAAUUGCACUUGCAGUCUCCUCAAAACCAGAAGGCUGCUCUUGACUCAAGGCACAGACGUCAAAGGGGGACGUUGUACAUCACCACUGGAAAGCCAGGGUGAAAGUUGGAUGUCUUCCAAAAGGAUCCUGCAUUUAUGUGCAUCGAGCAAUCUGCAUUCAUCUGAAGAGGGGAAAGAAACUGGAAAGAAAAUAAAUGUUGAUGAGCUCUCCAGUCUCAGAGGACACAUGGAUGACUAUUAUGACUAUGAGAUGGAUUAAGUUUAUCCCCAAAUCUAGGAUUAGCUCACUUCUCUCCCAGGCCACCAGUGAGACUUUUCUGAAAUGCUGUGCAAUAAGAUGCCCCUGAACAUUAGUCAGAUGCAUCUAUGGUUCAACAGUUAAGUCUCUUUUGCUCUGUUCAUGUAUUUAGGAUGGGGCAAUUCUAGUGUUCUAUUAACAUUAUGGAGAUAACAAUAAAAUAAAGACUCUCCCUUCAGUUAUCUGGUAUUGGCUAUAUCAGAAUUAAUGUUGAAGUCUUUAGGGUCCUAUGGGUUUGUUGUGGGUUUUUCUUUCUUCAAUUGUUUGUUCCUUUGGAAAUUGUAUUAAUAGUUUAUGGUAAAUACAUAAUUAGUAGCUGAGCAUAUGUAUAGGUGUAGUCCUUUUGUAAACAAUUAUAUGUUAGGUGUCGCCAAUGCAAAUAUGUAGAAAUUAGGAAUGCUCAAAUAAACUUUCCUAAAGUUUG